GUACGCAGAUGGGAAAGCAACUGAGUCAGGGAGGGCUGCCUCUCAUCUCCUUGCUGUUAUCACCAUCUUUCACUCUCCCUCCUCUCCUCCUGUGCUGCCAUGGAGCUCCAGCAGGCUGAAUCACAACAGCGUCUGCAGAAAGGGCUGAGAUAGAUGUGUAUGAGUGUGUGGAGUUUCUUUGGGCCAGUAUGGAGCGUGUGUGUCUUAGAAGAUGGGCAUCGGGCUCUGCUGUUGUGUUUCUUCACACACUGGCCUUAUCCUGGACAGGUGCAAUUGAGCCCUCUCCCAAAAUUGAUGGACAGCACCGGGCAGCUGUGAUACUGCAGGAGAACAUGACACACCAGUUCAAGUGCCAGUCAGAUGGCUGGGAUCCCCGUGCCCCACCCUUGCUAACUUGGUACCUGAACGGGGAGCGACAGAGAGAACCAUCAUCUAACCGUGGGCGCCUGGUGAUGACAUCGCAGGAAGACUCCGAAGUCAUGAGACCAGGGACCAAUCAGAACAGCACUUUCUCUCUGCGGGCCAGGAAAUGGGACAGGGAGCUGGUGUGUGUCGCAUCAAACCCCAGGACGGGAGAAAGCUACAAUGCCACGAUCACACUAAAUGUCCAAUUUAAGCCAGAGAUCCUCAGGGUGAAUGCCCACUACACUGAAACCUCAGACCCUGGCCUCUCACUCAUCCUCUUUGCCUUGGUACGAUCCAACCCUCCUGCCACCAUCACCUUCGUGGACCAGUCUGGCCAGCUGGUGGCCAAUACCUCUGACUUCCUCAUCCUGGACUCACGAAGCUACCCCUGGUUGACUAAUCACACGCUGAGGGUCAUGCUCAGUAGCCUAUCAGGGAAUGUCUCACUGAAUGCCAGCAACAGCGUGGGAACAGUGCAGAGUAAUCUCACACUGACAGAGUUCCUGCAUUCUCGUGUGGAGGUGCCUAUGCUGGGAAUAGUGACUGGUGGAGCCAUGGCCUUCAUGGCCCUCCUUAUCCUCAGUCUGAUAGUUCUCUGCCUCAUGCAAAAAAACAAGCGCAAAUCCUUUGAUGAACCAGUGGAGAUUCUGAUGACCAAGAAAAGUGACUCCACCAAUCUAAAGGCAGGGAAAGCUGAUAAGAUCCACAUCCCCAGAGAGAACAUGUCCCUGCCUUCCAACAUGCAGCUCAAUGAUCUCAGCACUUUGAGAAAAGCCCGAGAGGCAGCCCAGCACAACAGUGUGGGAGAGGAGAAGAAAGUGGAAGAGGAGGAGGAAGAUCUGUCCUUAGCCUACGCCGCCAGAGGUUUUGCCAGGUAUCCGAUGGUGGGAUAUAUCUAUAAAGUGAACAGCACAAGCAGUGAGGAGAUCUGGCUGUGACUGAUCUCAAAGUUACACAAAUACACAUAUAUGAUGUACAUGCAUGCAAAAGUACAACAGUGCAGCUUUCCAAAAGGAAACCCAGAGCAACUGCCGGUCAGUCAAUCAACCAAUCAUCCAUCACCUCUAAGCAGGACCAGGAUGACCAGGGACCAGAAACUAUCUUGAUGUGGAGAUCUUAUCUAUUACUGGGUUACAUAUGGUAUUACCACACUCCGUUUCUUUGACAGGUUCAUCCAUGAACUUGAAUUCCUUGUUCACAAAACAAAACUGUCGAUGCUUUUGUCUGUCUGAAUCAAGUGCUCUGGUCUAUACACUGCUGAUGUGUUGUCUCAACAAUGCAAAGUAUAAACAUGAACUACAGACCUACAUGUUCUGUAUGUUUGGACAAGAUUUCACCCUGUAACCACAUGUUCAUGUCCUCUACCCUCCCUUUUGCAUUACUGGAAUGCAUUUAUUGUUCUAUGCUAUCACCAGAGUGUCCAAGAUAAAGUACUGUAUGCAAGAUUUUGCAUUUUGACCAAUCAUAUUCAAUUAUAAUGCUAUGUAAUUAUAGAAUAUGUAUUUGUUUAUGGACAUUUAACAUGUUAUGUACUGUAUAUUUGUAUCCAUAUGCAUAUGUAUAUAAAAGAGUGAGUCUAAUAAA
Scatophagus argus is the source of this 1989-nucleotide messenger RNA. Its product is annotated as transmembrane protein 25. Bases 189 to 1343 code for a protein of 384 amino acids. The record is from RefSeq and is a predicted model, not a curated record. The transcript has 9 exons. NCBI's taxonomy places the organism in Eukaryota, Metazoa, Chordata, Actinopteri, Scatophagidae. Gene Ontology annotation, biological process: negative regulation of excitatory postsynaptic potential.